CAAAAAAUCCUAAAUUGCAAGAUGAAUACCGUAAAGUAAUGGAUGAAUAUUUAAAAUUAAAUCACAUGGUAGAAAUCACUCCUUCAGAAAUUGAUAAACCGGCUGUCUAUCUUCCUCAUCACGCAGUGUUGCGAGAAGACAAGUUGACUACAAAGCUUCGUGUAGUGUUCGACGCUUCCUGCAAGGGUACAAAUAACGUGUCUUUAAAUGAUAACUUGUGUGUUGGACCUCAACUUCAGCAAGAGUUGCGAUACAUUUUAAUGAGAUGGAGAACACACAGAAUCUGCAUAACAUCUGAUAUAAUUAAGAUGUAUAGAAUGGUUAGAGUAUCAGAUGCUGACACAGACUAUCAGAGAUUAGUGUGGAGGUCUUCACCCGACGAGCCUAUUAAACACUUCAAACUUUUAAGAUUAACUUUUGGCACUGCUUGUGCACCAUACCUCGCUGUGAAGUCUCUACAAACACUUGCUAAAGAGGGGCAGUCAACUUGUCCUAUCGCUGCACAAAUAACAAUGUCUGACUAUUACAUGGAUGACCUGCUUUCUGGCUGCGACACAGAAGAGCACGCAGUGAAAAUAUACCACGAGAUGAACAGCUUAAUGAACUCUGGGGGAUUCCAACUACAAAAAUGGAGUAGUAACAGUAAAGCUGUUCUACAGUACAUCGGAAAGAAUAAUUGUGACGAUCAUGAGUUACCUUUAAAGGUCAAUAAUGUUGUUAAAGUAUUAGGCGUAAACUGGAAUCGUGAAACCGAUAGUUUUGAAUACACAGUCAACUUGCCGGAGCCUCAACAACCUGCAACUAAAAGAACUAUUCUUUCCGAAAUAGCUAAGCUAUAUGAUCCUUUGGGAUGGAUAGCUCCCGUUGUAGUAGUCGCAAAGAUUAUCAUGCAGAAAUUGUGGAAGACAGGGCUCGAAUGGGAUGAGCCUAUUGACGGUGUCUUGCUAGCCGAGUGGAAUCGAUAUCGGGAGAAUUUAGCACACAUCAUAGGCCUUAGCAUACCACGAUGGCUACACUAUAGUAACACAUCAAGUGUAGAGUUGCACGUCUUCGCAGAUGCUUCGCAAGCCGCAUAUGGAGCAGUAGUGUACAUGCGAGUCAUAGACGAAGAGAGAGUAUACGUCAGUCUUAUAACGUCCAAAACGAAGGUAGCACCAAUAGAGAAACAAGUCUCAAUUCCAAGAUUGGAAAUCUGCGGUGCGGCGUUAGCGGCUAAACUAAUACUAGAAACAUCUCAAGUGAUGUGUGUGCCUAAAAACAAGUUAUUUGCGUGGACAGAUUCCACCAUUGUACUUGCUUGGCUAAAGGGUGGGCCAAGCAGGUGGAACACUUUCGUGAGCAACAGGGUGUCAGACAUACUUAACACUGUAGAUUUCGAACAAUGGGGGCACGUAUCUACAGACAUG
Spodoptera litura is the source of this 1406-nucleotide messenger RNA. RefSeq lists its product as uncharacterized. The record is from RefSeq and is a predicted model, not a curated record. Lineage: Eukaryota; Metazoa; Arthropoda; Insecta; Lepidoptera; Noctuidae.